AUGCGAAACACAGUGAGCAAAGAUACCAUUGUCAAAGUAGACAUUGUAAAAGAAGCCGCGGAGCCGCCGAGGAGGGAGCCCCCAGCACGGCAGGGCACCCUCCACACCUUACCCGUCCCCGGGGGACCCCGGCGAGGCGCGGAGCCCCAUACUCACCGCCGUGCUGCAGGCAGCAACCCGCAGCGCAGGCGAAGUGCCCCCGCCCUGGCCGGUGCCCGCUGCGGUGCACAGACCCCGUCCCCCGGCGCCCACAUCCAAGCCCCGGCCACGCAGCUAAAAGUCCUUCUGAGGUGCACCCAGAGAGCCUCUCCGCCUCCUGCCUCGGAUCGCUGUCAUCUCCCCUCCCCUCGCCCCCCCGCCCCGCGCCACCCCCCGGCGGGCGGCAGCAUUAUAAAGCGGUCCCUAACCUGUCAGAUCACGCACUGGCAGAGGUGCCGGUCCUCGCCGCUACUUACCGGGCAUCCUUCAGAGCGGCGAGCGGGCGGGAGCGGGGGAGGAGAAGGAGAGAGGGAGGGAAGUAGAGAGAGAAGGAAGGAAGGAAUGGAAGGAGGGGGCUUCUGGCGGGCUGCGCGGAGAUGUGCUGCGCUGCGCUGUUCGGCAGCCUGGGAAGCUCGGCGGAGCGCUGCGAGAAAGGAAAGGAAAAAAAAGCAGCAAAACUCUGGUUUUACUUCCCGGCCGAGGUUUGAGUCCCCUGCCCCACAGCUGCGGUCCCGCGGCAGCGGCGCGCUCCCGCCGCGCCCGGAGCUGCCACCGCCCGCUGUGCAGCACGGUAGCAGCUGCCGCUGCCGGUAUCUCCCAGCUGAGAGCCGGAGCCUCUCCCCGCGCACGCAGGAACACUCCCUCUCUCCCUCCCUUCUUCCCUCCCUCUCUAGCAGCCCGCUGAGGCGGGCAUCGCAGGCAGGUGCUGCUGGCUCGCCCUGCGGCCGAGAAAAGGGCAGGGCAAGGCCCUCCGCCGGCUCUGUGCGGGUCGAAGCGGUUUCACCGCUAGCAGCGGUCGGGCUCCCACAGACACCGGGGCGGCGUUGGGAGGCUGCACCGGCCGGGACGCGGCUGGAGGCGGGGAAGCGAGGGGCGGAGGAGGGGAGCCGGCUGCCUCCGAGAGCUGCCGGUGGGCCCCGGGAGCAACGGCCGAGGAAUGAGGAAGCAGCGGGGAGGGCCCGCCGCAGCCGGGCAGCGGUGCAGUGCCCCGUCGCAUGCCUGCAGACGCUGCUCACCUUCUGCCUGAGCGGAAUGACCCGCAGAAGAGGACCGAGGACAGUGCAUCAUUAUUGCCUGGUUUCUUGGGGAAGAAGGGAGGGAGCUAGCGGAGAAGGGAGGGAAGGCAUAAUUAUAACAAUCACAAGGAAAGGGGAAAAAAAAGCAACAUGCACACCAAAAAAGCCUGUUCUCGGGAGAGAAAUCAGAAAUAGCCACAGCAGCAUUGAAAGUUACUGCCUUUGUGAUUUGCAUUAUAACGCUGCGGCUGCUGCAUAUCUCCUCCGACAGCGUACCGAAGAAACAUGCAAGAUGGGAGAGAGGGAGCUAUGCACUUUUUGUGUGCUUUCCCCUCCUGACGGCAGUUCUCUCUCAAUCUCUUUCUUUCUCAGAAAAAAUCACCAAAAACCCCACCCCCAAAACCAAACAGACACUUGCUGGAGGGGUGAUUCCAGUGCUGUUCUUAAGCAAGAGGAUUUGUCUUUGCACUGCUCUUCAUUUGGUUGGAGCCAAAGCUACACUGAGAAGGAGGCUGAUUCAACAGCACAGGAAUGCAAGAAUAUUUCCUGGGAUUUCCUGGGACUGGGGAGCUGGCAAAGAUGAAGUGACAGGGAUUUCAAUGGUAAGAAGAAUGGGACAAAGAUCUGACACCUGGGAGGAACUGGGAAGGAAGAGACCGAACUCAGAUGACUAAGUGUCAGGUGCAGGAAAAGAGUCUGUGAAGAGACAAUGGAUCCACCUUUGUGGCAGUUAGAUGGGAAAACUACGUGAGGAGUUUAUAAUUUUGGGUAUGCUGAUAAGGAAAAAGAAGAAAUCAAAAUACUGAAGUCUGCAGCUGGUUAAGGGAAAAAAAGUCAGGUGGAAACAAGCCAGUGAAGAUGUGAAGAUGAGAAUGAAGUCCCAGAAGUGGGAGAGAGUGAGAGAACUGGAAUAAGACAUGAAGGCAGAAAAAGAAACAGAAAAGUCUGUAUAAUACUAGAGCAUACUGCCAUGCAUAUCUUGGAAAUGAACCAACCAUGCCAAACCUCAGCAUUUUGCUGUUAUCAAUAAAUUUAUGUGAAACCUGU
This is a messenger RNA of Columba livia (rock pigeon), 2261 nucleotides long. RefSeq names its product serine/arginine repetitive matrix protein 1-like. Bases 1 to 1797 code for a protein of 598 amino acids. The record is from RefSeq and is a predicted model, not a curated record. NCBI's taxonomy places the organism in Eukaryota, Metazoa, Chordata, Aves, Columbiformes, Columbidae. The transcript is spliced from 4 exons.